Molecule: messenger RNA, 850 nt
Organism: Dothidotthia symphoricarpi CBS 119687
Lineage: Eukaryota; Fungi; Ascomycota; Dothideomycetes; Pleosporales; Dothidotthiaceae
Product: chaperonin Cpn10
Exons: 4
Coding region: 110-421 (103 amino acids)
Cellular component (GO): mitochondrial matrix
Molecular function (GO): ATP binding; metal ion binding; protein folding chaperone
Source: RefSeq, a predicted model, not a curated record
CCCACGCCGACUUCAGAUUGACUCUGUCACCAGCACAUAUCCCGUCUUCAAUUCUCGUGAUACCCCGUCUUACAUCUGUGUCUCUUAAUUGCCUCAUAACAUACCAAUCAUGUCUGCCAUCAAGUCUAUCCGCUCCCUCGCGCCCCUCCUCGACCGCGUCCUCGUGCAGCGCCUUAAGCCGGAGGCCAAGACCGCAACCGGUAUCUUCCUGCCGGAGACGGCCGUCAAGGAGCUGAACGAGGCGAAGGUAUUGGCUGUCGGACCUGGUGCGUUCGAUCGGGAUGGAAAGAGGAUUGUGCCAAGUGUACAGCCCGGUGACAAGGUCUUGAUUCCUCAGUUCGGUGGCAGCCCCAUCAAGGUUGGCGAGGACGAGUACUCGCUUUUCCGCGAUCACGAGCUCCUGGCCAAGAUUAACGAGUAGACAAUUGUCGCAUCCGCCAUACUCGACACGAAUGUACCUCUAUUGUACCACCACUGCUUAUUACGCCUAAAAGAUUUCACGACAUGCUAGCAUCACCGCUGGCGUUAAUUGGUAUAUACUCUGCUCUGUUAUGUUAUAAGUGAACCUGUUGGGUCAUCUUCAACGUCUGUGUUGAAAACUGGAGAUUCGGGGGACAAUGAGUUAAAAGACAAAAUAAAAAUUCUACCAAAAUGACCAUGACUACAUUUAGUUUGCUUCUUUUAAUUGCGUCAAGACAUGGUAGACCACAAUGCAGGCAAGAGCUUGUAACGAUUUCGCUAUGAACAGGUUAAGAAGCUUGGAACGGUCCGAAAAGGUAAUGUCUGAGCAUUCAGAAUAAAUACCAUGGCGGCUAGGAAACAUUUUACGCAUUACAGCAAAUACAUUAAG